AUGCCCACCUACGGCACGCACACCCCCGAUGUCAAAUACGUGCCCUCGUCUCUCAUGGCCUUCGGUUACAAGGGCGUCAAGCCUGUGCCCGGGGUUCCCAACAUGUACUUGAAAGAUUACCAAGACAAUCUGUUCGAGAUGGACAUCAAAGACGGCGCCGCGGGAGUGAGCAAUUGUAAUUUUCACUGGAACGACUGUGACAUCGCGCCCCGCUUCGGGAACCACGAGGACAGGGUCGCCGAUAAGGAUAUCAAGUACCGCCCGAACGUCGCCAACAUCUGCCCCCGUCCCAAGGACUGGAAGCCGGGCAAGUACCAGAGCAAGGGCGUCGACGGCGUCGACGUCAACUACCCGAGGAUCGACGAGCGCAACAGGAAGUACUGGGGAUCAGCCGGCGGAUCACACGCGAAGACGUUCCCAUCCGACGAGUGA
This is a messenger RNA of Micromonas commoda, 432 nucleotides long. RefSeq lists its product with no specific name. The transcript is spliced from 3 exons. The coding region runs from base 1 to 432 and encodes 143 amino acids. The record is from RefSeq and is a predicted model, not a curated record. Lineage: Eukaryota; Viridiplantae; Chlorophyta; Mamiellophyceae; Mamiellales; Mamiellaceae.